Malaya genurostris is the source of this 1533-nucleotide messenger RNA. It is a transcript of the gene Ctu2, whose product is annotated as cytoplasmic tRNA 2-thiolation protein 2. Gene Ontology annotation, cellular component: cytosol. Bases 129 to 1460 code for a protein of 443 amino acids. The transcript is spliced from 2 exons. Gene Ontology annotation, molecular function: sulfurtransferase activity; tRNA binding. The record is from RefSeq and is a predicted model, not a curated record. NCBI's taxonomy places the organism in Eukaryota, Metazoa, Arthropoda, Insecta, Diptera, Culicidae. Gene Ontology annotation, biological process: tRNA wobble position uridine thiolation.
CUUUUUUAUUUGUGGUGUUACUAACGUGACAAAGGCCAGUGAGUGAUGGGUAAUCUUGCCCUUUUGAGUGUAUUUAUUUAGCAACAAUAAUUUUGAUUAAUUUAUUAAAAACUGAAUAUUGUAUCAACAUGUGCAGUAUCGGUGAAGAUGAUUUCGGCGACGAAGGCGGUUUACAUGCGAUGAAAGAAGAAUCACCAGCUCCCAGUACCUCGAGCUCAAUAAAAGACGAAUAUUGCCGUAAAUGCAAUGAGAAGCAAGCUGUACUUAAGCUACACCUGAAGGAACCCCAGUGUCGUGACUGUUUUCUGAAUUACGUUCGCCAUAAAUUCCGAGCUGCGCUCGGUUCAACUAAAAUUGUACGACGAGGUUCAAAAGUUCUAAUUGUAUUCAGUGGAACCCGCGAGAAUGUAAUUAUGUUAGAUAUGAUUCGUUAUGGAUUGCAGCAAGAUUCGUUUAAAAAAUUGAGAAUCGAUCCUGUUGUCCUCUUCGUCAGCGAGGAUUAUUUGGUGCCCAUCACACAGUCGCAAAAGAUCGAGGAAAAAUUAGCCGUAUUAAAACAAUUCAACUUUCCAUCUUACAUGACUGUCCUCGGAGGACUUGAAUGCUACAGUUUGAACGAUGGCAUUGCGCUGGAACGUUUUGAAGAUACUCAGAAAAAGCUCCAAAAAGUUUUGGAUGGAAUUAAAAGCAUCACAUCUAAGCAGGAUUUUCUAGAACAAGUAAGAAAGCAGACUUACAAAACCAUUGCAAAAAAACUCGAAUGCGGUUACAUCUUUUUAUCGGACAUUGGUAUAGAUCUCGCCAAAACGCUUCUCUCGAAUGUUGCCCUAGGAAGAGGUCGAUCGAUGGCUUCUGACAUUGCAUUCUGUGACGAUAGGGAUGAAAACCGGAAAAUAAUUAGACCCAUGCGAGACUUGAACCCGGAUGAAAUAGAAAACUAUUUAUCUUUUUCGGAGAAUCAACUCUCCUAUAUUACAUUGGAAGAUCCGUUCAAAGAUUUGUCUAGUCUCCAGAAUAUAACUAGCAAAUUUAUUGAUAAUCUACAGAAAAGUUUUCCAUCGACGGUAUCCACGGUGUUUCGAACUGGAGAUAAGCUAUGUUCACAGCAUGCUUCAGUGAGCCAAUCGAACGAAGAUGAGGAUUUACUAAAGUUGUUUGAUAAAUCAUCGCAAAUAGACGACCCCGUUGACCCACCGACAAGAUGUAAAUUCUGUCACUCAUCUUUAGAUUUUCAUGGAUCCAGCACACUGUUUGCCACGGAAUUCUCACGAAUGGUAUCCUCGCGUAUCAAUGUAGAUUUGGCUCAUGAGGAAAUAGUUGAAAGUACGCAGCACAUGGAACAAGAUGCUCUCAAAGCGGUGGAGGGGGAACUAGACACUGACGAAAAGGGAUUGAGCAGUCUUAAGAAACAACUGUGUCACAGUUGCAGAAACAUAUUUUUAGAUUUUUCUGAUGGAUGAUUGUUAUCGGACGAGUUAUAUAGAAAAAGGGAAAUAUUAAAAACAAAAUUGUUGAAACUGUGGCUUAUUUUAA